CCUUUCAGGGCUCUCCGAAGAACACCACAAAAUCUCCGAAUCAGUUGAAAUUCAAGCAGUAGAAGCAAUUUUCAAUCUUCAGCGUCCAGAGAAUCGUUCAAUUCUCACUCGAAACAGGUCAGAAUGUCUCUGAUUCCAAGCUUUUUCGGUAACCGCCGCAGCAACAUCUUCGAUCCAUUCUCCUUGGAUCUUUGGGAUCCGUUCGAGGGACUCCCCUUCCAAAAUUCGUCCUCGGCUCGGGAGACCACCGCCAUAGCCAACGCUCGCAUCGACUGGAAGGAGACGCCGGAAUCGCAUGUCUUCAAGGUCGAUGUUCCUGGAUUGAAGAAGGAGGAGGUCAAGGUUGAGGUGGAGGACGGCUCGAUUCUGCAGAUUAGCGGCGAGAGAAGCAAGGAGCAGGAGGAGAAGAACGAUAAGUGGCAUCGCGUGGAGAGAAGCAGCGGCCAGUUCCUCCGCCGCUUCAGGCUGCCGGAAAAUGCGAAGCUGGAUAAUGUGAAGGCGGCGAUGGAGAACGGUGUUCUGACGGUUACUGUGCCUAAAGAGGAAGCGAAGAAGCCGGACGUCAAAGCCAUUGACAUCUCCGGUUAACUCUGUCCUCUUCUUAUACACAUACAAUUUCGUGCUCCUUAGUUCCAUUUCUGUUGCUCGUUUUCGAUGUGUUGCUUGAAUAAUGUCUACUGUGUCUCUGUAAUUGGAUUGAUGCGCUGAGUGUUGCAUUGUGAAGUUUGUGUUGCUGAACAAGUAUAAAUUUCUUAA
Messenger RNA from Andrographis paniculata, 756 nucleotides. RefSeq names its product 18.2 kDa class I heat shock protein-like. Lineage: Eukaryota; Viridiplantae; Streptophyta; Magnoliopsida; Lamiales; Acanthaceae. The coding region runs from base 124 to 588 and encodes 154 amino acids. The transcript has a single exon. The record is from RefSeq and is a predicted model, not a curated record. Gene Ontology annotation, biological process: response to heat; response to hydrogen peroxide; protein folding.